GUGGACAAAUUCACUUGGCUACCUACCUAACCCCCUUACUUGCUUAAAAGAAACAAAAGAGAGGAAGCGGGGAAGAAAAGAAAAAAAAGGUAAAACGGCCCAAUGGCCUCGAUAAACGACCUCGCGACCGCAGCUACCAUCGCCUCGUCCGCCGUCGCCCUGCAGUCUUCCCCGAAACAGGAGAACGUCGGUCCCGCCUCAGCUGCCGCCUCUACCACCACCACAACCACCACUACUUCUACUACUGGAAUUAGUACUACUAGUAAUAAUAAACAAUCCCCUCCCCCCACCAGCGAGGAAUCAACUUCUAAACCCCCUUCCGCCACCGCGGCCCACGAAAUGGGCAAAGGCGCUGGCGCGGGCAUCAUCGUAGUCGGCGCCGCCGCCGACCGCGAGGACGGCGACUCGAUCACGGUCGCCACCGGCGCGCCGCCCGUGCUCGCCGCUCCGCUAAUCGACCCCCCCGAUCCCGCGCAGCAGGCGCGGAUCCCCGUUCCUCCCGCGGCGACGGUCGAGGGGGUUGGCGAGGGCGAAGGCGGGUCUAAUGCGGAUGGUGAGGAGGGUGGUGCUGGGGAAGCGGGUGCGGGUGCAGGUGCAGGUGUUGGUGGGAGUGUGGGUGGUGAGGUUGGGGGGGCAGGGAUGGGGGGAGACGCGAUGGAUGGCGUGGAGAGGGGGAAGCCGGUGAGAGGCGCGUUCGUGGUGUUCGAGGGUAUGGAUCGUGCGGGUAAGACGACGCAGGCUAAGCUUUUGCAGCAGCGGUGCGUGGAGAGUGGGCGGGAGGUUAGGUUUAUGCGGUUUCCUGAUCGGACGACACCGAUUGGGCAGAUGAUCGACUCGUACCUUAAGGGCGAGACGGAGGUCGAGGAUCAUGUUAUUCACCUGCUGUUUAGCGCGAAUCGGUGGGAGGCUGUAAAGAAAAUCAAGGCUGAACUCGAAGCCGGCCAUACAAUCAUCUGCGACCGCUUCUACCACAGCGGCAUCGUGUACAGCGCCGCUAAGAACAUCAAGUCCUUGAGCUUGUCCUGGGCCAAGGCUCCCGAAGUCGGUCUCCCGAGACCUGACAUGGUGCUGUUCCUAGACCUAGACGAAGAAGUGGCGCGCGAACGCGGUGGCUGGGGCGGUGAGGUGUACGAGAAGGGCGAGAUGCAGCGGCGCGUCAGGGACCUGUUCUGGAGCCUUAGCAUGGGAGAUCUCAACGGCAAUAGCAGCAGCGCCACGAAUAAGGUCCCAAGGAGGGGAGAUCCGGAGAGGCUGGGCAAUGGGUCGGGUAGAGCGGGCGACAGUGCGGGUAAUGAGGAGGGCGAGUUCAGGCAGGAGGAGGAGGAUAUUCAAAUCGUGGAUGCGGAUAUGGAUGUUGAGAGCUUGUCUGACAAGGUGUGGGAACAUGUUUUGCCUAGGCUGGAAGCGGUGGAGAGGGGAGAGGUUGGGAGAACGGUUAGGACGGUGCGGUGAGACGUAUCUUCCAUCUACGGCCUACUGAUCACUUUAAGUAUUU
This is a messenger RNA of Annulohypoxylon truncatum, 1495 nucleotides long. RefSeq names its product thymidylate kinase-domain-containing protein. The record is from RefSeq and is a predicted model, not a curated record. Gene Ontology annotation, cellular component: cytoplasm; cytosol; nucleus. Gene Ontology annotation, molecular function: ATP binding; dTMP kinase activity. The transcript has 3 exons. Bases 103 to 1452 code for a protein of 449 amino acids. Gene Ontology annotation, biological process: dTTP biosynthetic process; dUDP biosynthetic process; dTDP biosynthetic process. NCBI's taxonomy places the organism in Eukaryota, Fungi, Ascomycota, Sordariomycetes, Xylariales, Hypoxylaceae.